GGAACAGAGCAGAGCAGAACACCUUGAACUCUUCUCUGCACCCGAACACGAUGCUCGCUGCUACCAGGCUCACCACCGCGCGCCGCGCCGCGCCGCAGCUCACCACCGUCGCCAAGCGCUGGACUUCGAGCACCAAGGAGGGCUCGGUCGCGCAGUCCAAGGAGUUCUCGAAGAGGGAGAAGGCGCAGGAGGACAGCUACGCUCGCAAGCACGAGCAAGAGCUCCUCAAGAAGAUGCGUGACGAGAUCGAGAAGAAGCGCAAGGAGCUGGAAGCCCUUGAGAAGCAGCACGCUGAUGAGGUCGCGAAGUCCAACAAGGACUGAGCGGAGGGCGGGAAGGAUUGAUUCUUUUCCUUUCUUACUCUCAUGGCUGUCUUCACGCAAACCAAGGACGGAUAAAUACUCACCGAUCUGUACUGCUACGUCCGUGAAUGCCCUUCAUCGCCGUCUUCUUCGCAAACCAUGUCUGAGCUCUUGGCGUUUUCCGC
This is a messenger RNA of Schizophyllum commune H4-8, 487 nucleotides long. RefSeq lists its product as uncharacterized. Lineage: Eukaryota; Fungi; Basidiomycota; Agaricomycetes; Agaricales; Schizophyllaceae. Gene Ontology annotation, biological process: negative regulation of ATP-dependent activity. Bases 51 to 323 code for a protein of 90 amino acids. The transcript is spliced from 6 exons. The record is from RefSeq and is a predicted model, not a curated record. Gene Ontology annotation, molecular function: ATPase inhibitor activity. Gene Ontology annotation, cellular component: mitochondrion.